Xyrichtys novacula (pearly razorfish) is the source of this 6610-nucleotide messenger RNA. The record is from the annotation of a GenBank genome assembly. NCBI's taxonomy places the organism in Eukaryota, Metazoa, Chordata, Actinopteri, Labriformes, Labridae.
GCCUUCCCCCUAAACCCCGGCUGUUAGUGCUGUGUGAGUGCGCGUGUGCUCCAGAGCUCGCUCGGCACACAUUCUAUAAAAAAAUAAAAAUGCAAAAAAAUUUCAAAACAUAAAAAAACCAAAAAAUCAUUUUUUUUCUUCUUUUUGUAACGAAGCUUGUGGAGUAGAAAUACGAGGAGUGGACGGUAACGUACAAGAAAGGGCUGAAUAACGUGAAAUGACAGAAUUUCCAGUCGACGUGUUACUGGUACAGAAGAGAGGCUGAGUAACGCACCAGUUUGCUUUUUAAUAUUGUUUUUUUUUGUCUGAUUUUACCUCAGUUUUAACAACAUUACAGGCUGAACUAGCGUCUGUUAAGUGUCUUUAUUUUAGAGGUUUUAAAUUGUAACUGACAAAGCAAACGGUUGCCAACGUUCACCAUCAGCUCUCUGCCCCGUAACUGUAGCGACGUUAGAGCCGUUAUCUCUAACCAGUCAGUCGGUUAGUCGCUGGAAACUUUUUCCGUUGAGAAAUUCAAGCGUCGCCCGAGUACUUUUGCUAGCCUUCACAGUCAACGAGAAUGAACCCCAGUGCUCCCAGUUACCCCAUGGCCUCCCUCUACGUCGGGGAUCUGCAUCAGGAUGUGACUGAAGCCAUGCUGUACGAGAAAUUCAGCCCAGCUGGAGCGAUCCUGUCAAUCCGAGUCUGCAGGGACAUGAUCACCCGGCGUUCACUCGGAUACGCUUAUGUCAACUUUCAACAGCCAGCGGACGGUAAGUGUUUUGGCGAGAUAUCAAGUCAAAUGUAUGGAAAAUCAGUGUCUGGUUUGAAGUGACAGUUGCACAUAAGUGAGGGGUACUCUCCCCUGUCACACGUGACUGCGGCCGACAUGUUGUCGGUAGGGUCUCCUCAGUUGAACCUCCCCAACAGUGGCGGAGCAGAGAAGUAUCCCAUCAGCUCACCCGGCCCACCCCAGCACUGUCUGCUGGUCAUGGACCGAGAGUUAGCUACUAGCUUGCACUCACUGCUUUUUAUCUUCAGCAGGGGCAACACCCAACUGGCAUACUCAUCACUUCAGUUCAAUCUUAUCAGAAGGCUACCAGGCAAUUUUUAGUAGUAUGUGAACAUUUGCCAUUAACAAUAUUUAGUUGUAAGUCUUGUUAUGGUGUAUGUAAUAUUUAUGUCUGUAACGUCCUCGAUAUAUAGGGGAGAGUGGGGUAAGAUGAGCCAUUUUCCAUAUUUCGGAUCAUUACAUUAAGGCAAUCAUAGUUUUGUCUCUAACAGGAUGUUGUGCAUCCCUGCAAACCAACAGAAUGAGUGUAAACAUAACUGUCUUGAUAAUAUAGCAUGCCAAAAAAGUGGUCUCCUAUGGUCAACUUUACUCGUGUAUGGGGUAAGUUGACCAUAGGAGUGGGGUAACAGGAGCUGUAUCCCUACUACCCCUCCACUCUGCACCCCAGCCCUCCCUCGCCUUCUCUCUCCCUAAAUAACAGUCACUUCUUCACAUUCAUGUGUAUUUUUACUUGUGUACUUUUAUGCUCAGUUUUUGACCUCAUGUUGUAGCUCAUAGAUACCACAAUUGAUGGAUAAAACAAAUUUAAAAUGAUCUUUUUUAAACUGAACACAAUUUUAAUAAAAUUUAUGACCGAUCAAAUUUACUUUCAAGAGUGAAAAAUAAAUUGAUACCCAUCUCCUAAAUAUUUGGUCACAUGAUCAAUUUCUUUUACCAUUUCCAAGCAACAGGGAGUGGCUCAACUCACCCUUUGCCUCAACUUAACCCUCUCUCCCCUGUAAUGUUGCAUACUGUAUCUCCUGACCCUAAACCCUACUCCUUGCCAGUGAGACAGAAUUUAUAUUCAUUAGUAUUGAAGAGAAGUAGAAACUUUAAAUAAUAAGUGACUUCCUACUCCUGUUCAGAUUUAUUGCAAAAUUUAAAAAACAGGUUCAGUUUAAAAGAGUAAAAACAGUUUCUGAAUAAUCAUUUGUGAUAGCAGUGACUGAGAGUAUUCUCUUACUUCAGAAAUGGUCAAGUAUGCUGAAAGACUGCUGCUGGCCAACACAUCUAUCAAACAUGUUUAACCACCAUGAUAAUGAUGAUUGUGUCAGCAGCCACUUUUUUCAUCGAAAUUAGCAUACAGAGAAACUUGAAGAUCCAGGUUUCCACCCUUUAGCUAAAUACCCCCUCAAGAUUACAAACCCCACCCAUGACAAACGCUGCAGAACUUGAUUUUUUUCAACUGUUUCAGUGACCCAGUCUCUGUCCCUUUGUCCCCUCCCCCCACAGCGGAGCGUGCACUGGACACCAUGAACUUUGAUGUGAUCAAGGGGCGGCCUGUGCGCAUCAUGUGGUCGCAGCGGGAUCCAUCAUUGAGAAAAAGUGGUGUUGGUAACAUCUUCAUCAAAAAUCUCGACAAAUCCAUCGAUAACAAGGCGCUGUACGACACUUUCUCAGCUUUUGGAAACAUCCUGUCCUGCAAGGUAAAAUAUUAGUGGUUGAUCCUGCUCUGCUGUGUCUUGCCUACAGCCAAGGGUGUGGUCAGCUGACGUUGUGGUCAGAUAGCAUUGUAAGUGCAGGCAUAAUGUACCCUGUGUGGUAAUUUGUCGCUCUGCAGAUAGGAUUAAAGAGGGAUGAGUAGGGAAAUUUUGAUCAGAUUUUUACUAAUGGGAUUCAGAGGCAGAGAUAAAAGUUUGAUAGUGAAAAGUGGAAGAAACUAUUUAAUAAAACAAUGAACUUGACAACAAUUUCAUUGCAAAGUAGGUUUGAGGGGACACUUGUUUCAAGUGUGGUUCAACAGAAUGUGUGAAACUGUCACUGCAUGUGUGUGUGUGGACUUGAAAUAGCAUGUGUCUCCCCUCUCAAAGGUGGUCUGUGAUGAAAAUGGCUCGAAAGGCUACGGCUUUGUGCAUUUUGAGACCCAGGAGGCAGCCGAGAGGGCCAUUGAGAAAAUGAAUGGCAUGCUUCUCAAUGAUCGAAAAGUGUAAGUGAAAGAUUUGAUAAGAUUACAAUGUUUUUGUCUUUUCUUGGUGUGUACAAUAAAAACAAACAAACAAAACAAAUUGAAGCAUGAAAUGUGUUUGCAGUUUGCAUGGUAACGCACACUUAAAAGUUUGACUCAUUUUUUAACUCAAUUGUGGAGACAGCUUUUUCUGAGGGUAAUUCUUACGUAAUUUGAGUAAGCUCAGUUUUGUAGAGGUAUCGCUGACAGUACUUACAGAUGUGAUUAGCAAAAUACCAUUGUUUUAUUGGUAACUGAUGUAGAUGACUUCUAAACUAAGAUUGAUAAAUUUCUUUUCCAUCAUAGAUUCGUUGGUCGCUUCAAAUCUCGGAAAGAGCGCGAGGCUGAGCUGGGUGCCCGUGCCAAGGAGUUUACAAAUGUCUACAUCAAAAACUUUGGGGAAGAAAUGGAUGACGAGAAGCUGAGGGAGCUUUUUAGUAAAUAUGGUCAGUUAGAACUCAACCUGCAUGUCUGAAUACUUAAGGGUUUUGAUCCUCUACGGUGACACAUAAUGAGACAAAAUAAUGUGUAUUUGUCAUACAGGAAACGCCAUGAGUAUUCGGGUCAUGACUGAUGACAGUGGAAAGUCUCGAGGCUUUGGGUUCGUCAGCUUCGAGAGGCACGAAGAUGCCCAGAAGGUAAGUUGAAUUAAACGUGUUCUUGUGAGCAAAUUCAUAUGUCAAACACAUCUUAAGUUGUUUUUCUCCUAACGACAGGCAGUGGACGACAUGAACGGGAAAGAGAUGAAUGGAAAGAUGAUCUAUGUCGGUCGAGCCCAGAAGAAGGUGGAGCGGCAGACGGAGCUGAAGAGGAAAUUUGAGCAAAUGAAACAAGACCGCAUGACUCGAUACCAGGUUCUUUUUUUUCCUUCUAGUAAUGCAAAAGUACAGCAUAAUGUGCCACCCUGUCUCAGCCAACUGGUGAUCGCAGCUUUGUCAAAUUCAGUGCUCUCUCCUUGGUAGGUUGCACUGGCCAAAAUGGCUGCAACACUAAACUUUGUAGUUCAUGGGCCCCACAUCUUCACCAUAGAUCCUGGGGAUAAAUAUGUGCUACAGACAGUACAUUUGAUAUACUGAACAUAAGUAAGAAGAAAGGCAAUUUUAGUGGCACAGCAUUGAAAUUAUUCCUCAUUUGUCAUCUAACAUAACAGCCACCGCCUCUUAUCUUUUCAGGGUGUCAACUUGUAUGUGAAGAACCUCGAUGAUGGAAUUGAUGAUGAACGUCUGCGAAAGGAGUUUUCACCAUUUGGCACCAUAACCAGUGCCAAGGUAAUAAUCAGUGGAUUUGAAACUUUGAAACUGCUGUACUCUUUGACUGUCGUCCUCUUUGGUUCAUUAGUUUGAUUCCUCUUUAAGGUCAUGAUGGAGGGAGGGCGCAGCAAAGGAUUCGGCUUUGUCUGCUUCUCGUCUCCAGAGGAGGCCACCAAAGCGGUGACAGAGAUGAACGGACGUAUUGUAGCCACCAAACCGCUGUAUGUGGCCCUGGCUCAGCGCAAAGAGGAGCGACAAGCACACCUGACCAAUCAGUAUAUGCAGCGCAUGGCCAGUGUACGUGCAGUGCCAAACCCAGUCAUCAACCCCUAUCAGCCGGCCCCACCCUCUGGAUAUUUCAUGGCAGCCAUACCUCAGGCCCAGAACCGUGCUGCUUACUACCCAGCUGCUGGGCAGAUGGCCCAGCUCCGCCCAAGCCCACGCUGGACCACUCAAGGUGUCCGGCCACAACGUAAGUAUCUUAUCUUAAUAAUGUCUGUAUCUAUAAUCUUUCAGAGAGCAAAUUAAGGUGCAGUGAAACACAAAGUUGAAGAUGUUUUGACAGAAAACGCUUGUGUUUUGUGUUUAGACUUCCAGAACAUGCCAGGUACCAUGCGUCCCUCAGCUCCACGCCCUCAAGCCUUUGGUACUGUGCGGCCUGCCUCCCAGGUGCCCCGCAUGAUGUCCACCCAGCGUGUUGGUGAGUAACUGUCUCUGUUUGUGUAUUUAAUAGAUAGUCUUUCUAAAUACUCAGCAAACACAGAUCUCUAGGAGGGCUGCCACUUGUGUCUUUGUGUUGAUGUUUUAAUGUAUAUCCCAGCUGCUCAGACGAUGGGCCCCCGGCCAGCCACAGCAGCCGCCGCAGCAGGCACCCCUGUGCGUGGAGUUCCCCAGUACAAAUAUGCCGCAGGGGUUCGCAACCCAACACAGCACAUGACUACACAGCCACAGGUCAACAUGCAGCAGGUAGGGAUGCACCAUUACCUUCCUGUCUAAUGGUAUCAUGCUCUCUGAUAUGACACAAACAAAUCUCUAACUUUAAAUUCUUUUUCAGCCUGCUGUUCAUGUUCAGGGACAGGAGCCUCUGACUGCUUCCAUGCUGGCUGCUGCUCCACCACAAGAACAGAAGCAGAUGCUGGGUAAGUGUCAGCGAUGGAUAUCUCCUCUGCAUCUCACUCCUUUGAGUGUAAAUUAACAUCUGUACCCUUAACUAAUAAAACAUCAUGCACGUCAUACCUCAUUUAUUUUUGUGAAAGGUUUUUUUACAGUUUUGUAAAAGUAUACCAUACACAGAGAUUGUUAUCAACUGUUUGUAAUCCUCCUCUUCCUUGUCUUUUCUAGGUGAACGUUUGUUCCCACUGAUUCAGAACAUGCACCCCAGCCUUGCAGGAAAGAUCACUGGUAUGCUCCUUGAAAUUGACAACUCAGAGCUUCUCCACAUGCUGGAGUCUCCCGAGUCUCUCCGCUCAAAGGUAAAUACUUCAGCUUAAUGCUGACAACUUCCUUUUUCACCAGAUAUCACCGCAGCUUAAUGGGUAAAGGAAAGGGAGGUGCUGAACUCAUUGUGAGAGGAUUGUGCUUCUUCACUUUUUUAGCAGUAAGUUUACCCACAAUGUAGUGGGGUUUUUAACAUUUAACAAUUGUCCUUCCAGGUGGAUGAGGCUGUGGCUGUGCUUCAGGCCCACCAGGCCAAGGAGGCUGCCCAGAAGACUGUGACAAAUUCCACCAGUGUCCCAAGUGUCUGAAUCUAAGGUACAUGUCCAAAGAGCUGCUGUUAUGAGGACAGGAUAGCAUUUCAGGAGAUUGUGGAUCAUAAAUUCUCAAAAUUAACUUAUACACAAGCCUCCUUUUAGUCUUGGAUGCAGUCUUCACUAAAAGACUAGCCAGGGGUCGCCAGACUGAUUUUAAUCUUGUUUUUUUUCUUUCUAUAUUUACAGGAGCGGGUACCCUGAGAGACUAGCUUCACAGAUGGAGGAAAAUGUCAACAGCAAAAAGUAAAAAAAUGCAUAAAACAAAGUAAAAAGAAGUCAAAUAAUAUAUUUAAAAAAGAAACUAUGGAAACAAGUCUCCAGUCAGGUCAGAAUGAAGACGAGCACCAGGGGCCUGGUUUGUUGAGUUUAAUGGAGAAAAUACAAAAACAAAAUAACAAAAAAAAAAAAGAAAAAGUUUAAAAUCGAAAAUGAUCAUUUGAUGAGGAGUUUUAAAGGAGAAUUCUGUAAGAAAAUAAGACUGAAACCAUUCCUUUCUGCUAUUUUAUCCCUUUUAAAUGUUUGAAUGUUUUGGCUGUUGCAGCCUGUUAUUGUGAACUUUCCCUUGACCUUUGCUUGCUGAAUAAAACUAAAAAAAUAUCUGGGUCUUGUUGUCAGCUCUGGAUAAAAUCACCUG